AUGUUGCAUGUACAUUGCUCGAGUUUAAUAUGACCGUCGAUUCGAACAUAACCAUACAGCAACAAAAUGUUGAAGAUCCUGUUGAGGAGAUGUUAAAGAAAACAGGCUGUAUGGAAUUGCAUUACGAAGUUCAAGAGUGCAUAGCAGAAACACAGGACUGGCGAAAGUGUCGCGAACAAGUACAAAAGUUUAAGGUAUGCAUGGAAGAGCAUCAAAAAAAGCGGGAACGAGCAUACUCUUAAUUUAAUAAAUAUGUUGGCAAUAUUAAAUUAUGUA
Molecule: messenger RNA, 276 nt
Organism: Hylaeus volcanicus
Lineage: Eukaryota; Metazoa; Arthropoda; Insecta; Hymenoptera; Colletidae
Product: cytochrome c oxidase assembly factor 4 homolog, mitochondrial
Exons: 2
Coding region: 30-242 (70 amino acids)
Biological process (GO): mitochondrial respiratory chain complex IV assembly
Cellular component (GO): mitochondrial intermembrane space
Source: RefSeq, a predicted model, not a curated record